Molecule: messenger RNA, 531 nt
Organism: Suillus clintonianus
Lineage: Eukaryota; Fungi; Basidiomycota; Agaricomycetes; Boletales; Suillaceae
Exons: 6
Coding region: 1-531 (176 amino acids)
Biological process (GO): thymine catabolic process; L-valine catabolic process
Cellular component (GO): mitochondrion
Molecular function (GO): methylmalonate-semialdehyde dehydrogenase (acylating, NAD+) activity; malonate-semialdehyde dehydrogenase (acetylating, [NAD(P)+]) activity
Source: RefSeq, a predicted model, not a curated record
AUGAGGUGGGGACGACGGUGGGUCCCUGAGACCGCCGUGGAGGAGUUUGACCAGGCAGUCGAUGCUGCCAGUCAGACAUUCAAGUCAUGGAGUAAGCAAAGCGUUCUCGCUCGCCAACGUUUUGCCGUAGAACUUCAGUGUCAAAUCUGUCAGAAUGUAGACGCACUUGCACACAGCAUCGUUCUCGAGCAACCCUUGCCGAUGCUCACAGCGAUGUCCUCCGCGCCAGUCUUCAAGUCGUCGAACUUUGAGGCCAUCAAGACGCGUCUGAAUGGCAAAGCUGCCUGCAUCCCAGGAGACUCUGAGGGUUUGGAGAAGGAGUGCAAAGAUUGGAUGGUGGGUUGGCAGGCGCUAUUGGUGAGAAAGAAGUCAGCAAAGACGUGGAAAUUGAAGUUCGAAAGCUCUCUUGGCAUUUGUGCGAGCAUUGCGCCUUUCAACUUCCCGGCGCAAGCUCUUUUUUCCCCAUGCGUCCCUGGCUUACCCCUUACAUCCCUAUUCAGCGUGACUCCCCAUUGGACAAUUCCCUACUAA